UUUAUAACAGAUGUUUUCAAUUCCUUUAUUCUAUUUGGCGCAUUGAUGAAAACAACAGGACAAAACUGAAACAAUUGUUUUUUUUCUUCAUAACCAAACGCAGUCAUAAAUUAUUAUUGCCAAUUCACAAAAUUCCAUAACGACUUGUUUAUCCUAUUUUUAGUGCAUCAGAUGCAUUUGUGACUAACCAGUGACUUUCAAUCUAUUAUGAAAAAGCAAUAAGCAAACUUUUUUCUUGUUAUUAGUAAUAAUUUGUGUUUUACGUUUUAUAUAAGCUGCCUAAUUGUUUGUUGUUCUGUAAUACUACAAUUUUCCUAUCAAAAUUGAAAAUUUAAUUCGUUAUCAAGUUUGAUUUCAAAAAGUUCUCAUGAAAACGUUUUGAGUGUAAAAACAUAUUCGACAAUUUCAUGUUUUUUUAAGUGUCCACCACUCACUUCUAUCAAAUAUUUUGAGACCAUUUUCAAUUUCAUCGUAAUUUUUUUACAAAAACUUGAAGGUGAUUUUUUCAAAUAAAUCAGUUAUAAUCAGUUCGUUUUAAUAUGGAGGACGUUACACAUAUCAUAACUGUGAUUGUUAUGGCCAUAGCAGAAGUUGUGACCCUGAUAACGUCAUGUCUGGCAUUGGGUGGGGGCAACUGGGCGGAGACAGUGUCGGAACAGGGGGACUAUUUUGCGAGGGUGGACAACAGACAGAGCAUCAGUUAUCUCGACAGUAACAGAAUCCACUCUGUCGGCAUGUGGAGGUUUUUCAUGAUGGGAGACUAUGACUCAACGCCUCUCCCAAUCAGAGAUCCUGAGCUACAGAUGGGAACAGCCAUCUAUCUUCUGUCGAUGGCUUCAGGCUGCCUGGUGAUCACUAUCCCCUCCUACCAAAUACUGGGCAUCAGACCCUCCUGCAUCAUUAUGUCUGGCGCAGUCUUCUGGAUUAGCUUCUUCCAAGUUGUGUUCCUGUUGACUGCCGCUCUUGUUGUGGGCAGUUACUUCCAAAACACCUUCGAGUACCAGUCUUUCGGUUACUCCCACAGCCUCGCAUGGGUCUCCUUCGCAUUCUCCCUCUGUACUUUUGCAGCUGCUACCUUCAAACUGUACUGGACAUUAAACCGGCACAAACACGAACCAGACACCGACCAAAAAAUCAAGAGUCCAGAAAAUACUCAAAGAUUGCGUGAAAUGUCUCCUCGAAGUGUCCUGAGUGAGCAACGAGAAUUUUCUGGGCCUGGAAUGCGAGGAGAAGCUCCAAUUGACUCCCCCCGAAGUUUGAACAGCAUGAGACGGAUGUCAUUUGAAGAUAGACCACCGUCAGUUCCUGCUCCGAUGCGACCUGACUACUACAUGGAUCAGCCCUAUUCAAGAGCUUAAAAUUCUGAGAUACAAAUAGUUAAUCAUUUGAGAUUCCCCUUCCCGAAGAAAUUCAAGAAUAACUUGAUCUAUUGAGGGAACCAUCCAUUUCAAUGAAAUAAGGAAUUUUGAAGUGAAUUUUUACAAAAAAAAACAUCUAUAAGACUUUCGAAAACGAUCAACAUCUCCAAUUGAGUCCAUGUUACAUCAUUUCAUACUCAUUUAAAAUCAUUUUAGAAACUUAAAUGUUUAAAGUUCUUCGAAA
Symsagittifera roscoffensis is the source of this 1602-nucleotide messenger RNA. RefSeq lists its product as uncharacterized. Bases 540 to 1358 code for a protein of 272 amino acids. The record is from RefSeq and is a predicted model, not a curated record. Lineage: Eukaryota; Metazoa; Xenacoelomorpha; Acoela; Convolutidae. The transcript has 4 exons.